CAGUAGGUUGAGCAGCAUACAGAAAGGGCAGCAUCUUAACUGACAGUUCCACAUGCCUCUUUCUGAUGAGUGAUUCAGAGCCUGGACUAUUCUUCCCACAGCAUUUCUGAUAUGACAGCAAACAACUCAGGGUAUCUUCUGAGCAGCUGGUUCAACAUGAAGCAAAGAUCAAGGAUCCUUUUCUGCUCACUUGUGCUUCUGGUGCAGUUUUGCUGCUACCUUGAAGUAGUUGCUGAGGAAGACCCCCAACAACCAGCUAGAGGAUCUUGUGCAAAUUGGAUGGCAGGAACACCAGGCUACCCAGGCCACAAUGGAGCCCCAGGGAGAGAUGGGAGAGAUGGAAGGGAUGGAGAAAAAGGAGAGAAAGGAGAACAAGGUGCACCUGGCCCAAAGGGAGACAGUGGAAGUUUAGGAACUGCUGGAGCCGAAGGCCCUCAAGGAGCACCAGGGGUUUCCGGAAUCCCUGGGCUGAAAGGGGAAAAAGGAGACAGUGCUACUGCUUAUCGAUCUGCCUUUAGUGUUGGUUUAACAGCCAGAGUCCCUUUUCCUAAUAUUCCCAUCAAAUUUACAAAGAUCUUCUACAAUGAGCAAAAUCACUAUGAUACAACAACUGGGAAGUUCCGGUGCAGCAUCCCUGGUGUAUACUAUUUUGCGUAUCAUCUCACAGUGUAUUCCUCAGAUGUGAAGGUCAGCUUGUAUAAGAAGGACAAAGCAAUCAUCAUCACUUAUGACCAGUAUCAGAAAAAUGAUGUUGACCAGGCAUCUGGUUCUGUUUUGCUCCAUGUGGAAGCUGGGGAUGAAGUCUGGCUUCAAGUAUAUGGAGAUGAGGAAAACAAUGGUGUCUAUGCUGAUAAUGUUAACGAUUCUACUUUUAUGGGAUUCUUGCUUUAUCCAGACACGAGUUAUGAGCAAUAGAAUGUAAAACUGGGAGGCAAAAAGGUGGAAGAAUAAAGUUGGAUUAUGUUUUUUGUAGCAUAAUUCUGUAUUUUGUCAGUCUAAGCAAACAUAAUAAAUUUAAUUCAAAAGUAUAGCCAUGUUAGCCUGGAAAAUCAGUAUGCAAAGGUCAGCUUGUAUAAGAAAGACAAAGCAAUCAUCAUCACUUAUGACCAGUAUCAGAAAAAUGAUGUUGUAACACCUUUGAGACUAACUGAAAGAAAGAAGUUGGUAGCGUGAGCUUUUGUAGACUUCAGCCUAGUUUCUCAGCCUAAAACGCAUUUGAGGAGGUAGGUUGAAGUCUGUGAAAGCUCAUGCUACCAACUUCUUUCUUUCAGUUAGUCUCAAAGGUGUUACAAGAUCCCUUUCUAUAACAAAUUGAAUUUAGCUAGAUUCUGAGUAGCUUGCACAUUCAUUGCUUGAAUAUUGUGGUGAGUUGAACAUGUGAAUGAGCAAACCAUCACAGACAUUAACUCAGCUCUCAGCCACAAUGCUACUUAGUAGAGACAGCCCACAUUUUCAGCAAGCCAAUGUCAGAAGUGUAAUGAUCAAAUAUAGGCCUGCAUACUAUUGGCACUUAUGAAAAUCUCAUUGAUUCCGUUGGUUUACUCUAGCUGGGACUGAAAAUAGAAUUCAGCCCAUGAUGACAUGUAGUGAUAUCGAUAGACAAGUAAUCCAUAAUUCAGAAUACGUUCAGCAAAGAUAGUUACCCAAACUGUUAAGCGAUGAGUGUUACUUAUUUAUAGUUUUACUAAAAAGUAACUAACAGUGAAUUCAAUAAAUAGGAAUAUAGAAAAACCAGAAUGUAAUAAUGAGGUACAAUAAUUGUUUUAUAUUAACUAACAGAAAGAUGAUUGCAUCUAACAGCUGGGAGCAUCAUAAUAAAGGUGUUGUUUUCAAAGUAGUUUCUCAUUAUAUUUGAAUUACUUUCUCAGAUGUAUUUGAAUACAUAUUCCUUUUUUCUUUAAUGAGUUACGUGUGACUUCUGCAGUACCACAAGUGAUGGAUACAGUAUGUACUUCAAUAAAAAAGGGUUUGAAAAAGAAUUUGAGGCAUACUAAAAGUUUAACUGAAUUACAAAUAAAAACUACUGUUCAGUCACCGUUCUGUUUCACAUUUCGUCUAUCCUUAAAUUAGAUUGCUUAGUGGGGGGCAAAGGAUGAAACAAGUAGAAACAACGAUUUCCACAGUGAAACCUAUACAGUUUUAAUUCUUCAGAUAAUGUGUCUCCUGGCAAUUAAUGAUUCAAAACAUUUGUGCUGGUGUUGGACACCAGCCAACAUUAUGUCAUUCUUUAGCAUCCCCUUAAUUUCUCUAUAUUAUAGAAAUGACCAUUACAAAAUGUACAUUCUUUUGAGAGAAUGUUAUAUGGCGUCCAUAUGUUUCUAGUUUUGUGUUGUUCAUUUCCAUACCUUUUUCCUUUCUCGCUCACUGCCACACACCGAGACCAUUUCUUUAUGAUAACAAGAAAAGCUUGUGAAAAAAAUUAUGUUUAACACAGUUUGCCCAAAGCAAGUCAUAUAUGUGAAUGCAUCAGAAAUGCCCUUAUUGAGAGAAUACCCUAAAGGCCUUGAACAUUAGAGCGAGAAAUGUCAGUGCUGGAUUUAGUAACAUUUAGUUUAAUGUUAGAUUUAAGAACAAUUGAACACAUCCAACUCAGGAAGCCCCACUAGGCAUCUUAAUGAAAAAAAGAAGGGAAAGCAUACACUGUGUGAUACAAUAGGAUUACGAGGCCUAUGUAGAAAAUAAAAUAUAAUCUACGAAAUAAGAUUACUGUGAUUUUUUUUAAAUGGAUCCACUAAACCAUUACAAUGCGUAAAAGUUAUUAUGUAAGGAGAGUGCCAGGCAGUAGCAGCAUUCUGAAGGAGGUCAAGGGCCCAUGGUUUAAAUCUCCUACAAUGCCAAAGGAUAGUUUUUAUUCAGAGAGGUUAUGGCAAAUUUACAUGGUAAUUAGGAGCAACCAUCAGCUGUAAAGAGGACCAGAAAGGCAAGUCUGAUACUAACUCUACUGCAGGUACAGUUAGCAAAAGUUACAGAUGAGAAGAAAGGGAUGGAUUGUUGUCAUAGCAACUGCACGGUUGUGGCAAUAAUCCGCUGCCAAAAGGAGCUCUGAAAUGGAGCUCCUUGUCGCAAUGCUGCCAAGGUGCCAUUUGUGCCCUGGGGUGUCGUGGUGAUGUCAUGCAUGCGCCGAGUUGUUUGGACGUGGUGCACGCGUGACAUCAUCAAUAUGCACGCUGUGUGGAUGGCGCUGCGUAACCAUGGUACCAUCCACAUGAACUAUGGCUUGGGAGCAUGCGGUUGCUGCAUGCUCCCAAGCCCUAGUUUUGGCCGAGAGCGCC
Messenger RNA from Sceloporus undulatus (fence lizard), 3272 nucleotides. Its product is annotated as adiponectin-like. Lineage: Eukaryota; Metazoa; Chordata; Lepidosauria; Squamata; Phrynosomatidae. Bases 112 to 915 code for a protein of 267 amino acids. Gene Ontology annotation, molecular function: protein binding. The record is from RefSeq and is a predicted model, not a curated record. The transcript has 3 exons.